Molecule: messenger RNA, 624 nt
Organism: Euleptes europaea (tarantolino)
Lineage: Eukaryota; Metazoa; Chordata; Lepidosauria; Squamata; Sphaerodactylidae
Gene: VHL
Product: von Hippel-Lindau tumor suppressor
Exons: 3
Coding region: 13-552 (179 amino acids)
Source: RefSeq, a predicted model, not a curated record
GGCUCCUCCGAGAUGCCGCAGGAACCUGGAGAGGACGACGAGGAGGAGGCGGCAGGCCGAGGGCUCUUGCGACGCCUGCGCUCGGUCAACACGCGAGAGCCUUGCCAGGUCAUCUUCUGCAACCGCAGCCCUCGCUUAGUGAGGCCCGUGUGGCUGGACUUCGAGGGGAAACCGCGCCCCUAUCCGAGCCUGCUGCCGGGCGCGGGACGCCGGAUGCACAGCUACGCGGAGCAUCUUUGGUUGUUCAGAGAUGCAGAGACAAAUGAUGGUCUGCUUGUCAAUGAGGCAGAGCUGUUUGUGGCCACUCGCAAUAUGAAUGGACAGCCCAUAUUUGCAAACAUUACGUUACCAGUGUUCACUCUAAAAGAGAGAUGUCUUCAAGUUGUCCGUACCUUGGUGAAACCAGUGGACUACAGAAAACUAGACAUUGUUAGGUCACUGUAUGAAGAUCUAGAAGAUCAUCCCGACCUUAGGAAGGAUCUUCAGCGGCUUUCUUUGGAAAGGAGUAAAAUGCGAAGGAAUGAAGUCCCUGACAGAAGGGACGACUCAUAAUUGGACAAAAUGCUUUCACUGAUGAAUUGUGGGUACAAGAGGCACUAACUGUGGCUUGUAAAUAGCCAUCAG